Mizuhopecten yessoensis (Yesso scallop) is the source of this 5914-nucleotide messenger RNA. Its product is annotated as leucine-rich repeat-containing protein 49-like. The transcript is spliced from 16 exons. Bases 692 to 3058 code for a protein of 788 amino acids. Gene Ontology annotation, molecular function: protein binding. The record is from RefSeq and is a predicted model, not a curated record. NCBI's taxonomy places the organism in Eukaryota, Metazoa, Mollusca, Bivalvia, Pectinida, Pectinidae.
UGCAUUUAUAUACUUGCAUAAAAUAUUUCUUUAAAGUCAAAUUACGCAUUUAAAUUCGUACUUGUUCCAGCACAGUGUUUACAAGCAAGUUCAAUGUUGUGUAAUUAGGCUAUAAGCAGUAUACUUUUUCGCCUUUGGUUGAAUGGGUGUUGGUCCCUGAACGCUGGAAUGGUGAUGGAACUCCUUGGUUGUGUAAGAUAUUUGGAUGGAUCCCACAUUUACCUCAGACCUGUAAUGGGAUUUUGAUUACAGUAGAACUUUAUAGAACGACAGGAUGUAUCUGUUCAUGGAUUAUAAAAACAAACAGCAAUAUUAUUAUCUACGGAGCACUUUGGAAUAUUCAAAUACCCCGGUAUACAGUAUUCAAUAUUUGUUGACCAAAUGUUUGCAGAAUUGUGCUCAACGCAUUAGUUUAAAUUAUUCUAGAAGCUUUAAGCUUUAAAUCAUAUUCUUUCUGAUUUCAUAGCUGAUAAAAUCUCAGCAGCAUUUUCUGGAUUUUCCUGUGAUGUGAAUAACAGACAAUGGAACAUUCUGUUUGUGACAAAUUUAAAUCUUUGAAUAUUGAAAUUUAUGCCGGAAGAGAUAAUGAAGGUGAUGCAAUCUUUCAACAACUGGUCAUUUAAAUGAUGGAUUAUGUUGGACGCUGAGGAAUGAUUUCUGUGGUUUGUUGGAAUUAUUAAUUUGAGAAACAAUGAGGUUUGAAAGAGAAAAGGAACGACCGUUGAGUAUCCGACCUUCGUCCGGAGCGGUAUCUUCCAUGUCCUACUUUGUGGUAUGGAUGAAGCAGCCAUCUUGUCUCAGUGGAGAAAAAGUGCCGAUUCACUAUAGAAGUAAUAAGAAACAGAUCGUGCCAGCUGCCGCCCUGGCUCACGAUCUUUCCACGCCCGAGUUACAGGAUCUCGAAGAAACUGGGCGUAAUUCACGCUCUAGUGCUCACCUUUCCCCUAAGACUCUGAAAGCACCUGCUUUUUUACCAGGGGACCGAGUGAUAUUCGCGGAGAGUCCGUCAGCCCCUGGUAUACCAGUGGUGUAUCGGACCCCUGAUGAAAGGUCUUCCAAUCCAGACAGACUCAACCUAGACAGACGGAAACUGACAGUAUGUCCGAUACUGGAGGGAGAGGAACAGCUUCGGCUGCUGAACUACCAACACAACAUGAUCAACAAGAUCCAGCACCUCAGCUCCCUGAAGCGUCUCAUCUUCCUCGACCUGUAUGAUAACCAGAUUGAGGAGAUUUCCGGCCUCAGUGCACUCAAGUCUUUACGGGUACUCAUGUUGGGCAAGAACAAAAUUAAAAGAAUAGAAAAUUUAGAAACACUUUGUAAACUGGAUGUGCUGGACUUACAUGGUAAUCAGAUUGCCAUGAUUGAGAAUCUGAGCCAUCUGUCAGAGCUUCGAGUGCUGAACCUCGCGGGAAACCAAAUCAGCUACGUUGACAAUCUGUCGGGUCUAGACUCUCUAGCGGAACUCAACCUCCGGCGCAACAGGAUCAGAACUGUGGUUGAUGUAGACACUCUUCCGAGCCUUCAGCGGUUGUUCCUCAGCUUCAAUGACAUCUCCAGUUUCGAGGACAUCGCAUGUCUGGGCGACUCCAACAGUCUGUCGGAGAUUACUCUGGAUGGCAACCCUAUCACCCAGGAACAGUACUACAAACAGAUCGUCCUCCGACACAUGCAGCAGCUCAAACAGCUCGACAUGAAGCGAGUCACGGAGGAGGAGCGUCGGAUAGCGUUGGUGAUGGCGCGGAAGGAAGAGGAGAAGAAACGUGAGGGGAGCAAGGCAGCUGUGUUGAAGGUAGUUUCCUCACCAAUAGUGCAGAGUGCUCCUCCUAUCACGGAGAAGAAGAGAAUCGCCAUUAACAACGCUAAACGACAAUGGGAGGUGAUGCAAGGUACGAUGAUGAACAGGACUGGCAAGCUCGUCAAAAUGCCAGAUAUCUACGCCAACCAUGUCGGGUCUGUGCCCAAUUCCGAUCUUGUCCAACCCAUGACCUUCAGUGAGGAAAACCUCGACCUUGAAUCAGUACAUAGCGAAAAGUACAGCAGUAGAGGUGGUAGUCGGCCCAGUAGUGCCCAGAGUAGCAACAUCAACGAUGGCAUGGAGGGCAACAAGGACCGACCUCGCACCAGUACAAACAGUGCCAACAGUGUCAAGAAGCUUGAACCUCAGAAGUGUGGGCAACUCAAGGAGACCAUUAUAUUCGGGCAAGGGGACACAACUCAGGCUGGAGGAUUAAACAACUUGGCUGACCUAGAAGGGGAAACGCUGACUCUGUACGGGGCCAAGUCCCUUGAGGGGCUGGACAGGAACUGGGGCAUGCAAGCUGCCGCCGCAAUAACACACAUCCUCUUCAAGUUUAUAGAAUUUGACGAUAUCGUAAAACACCUUCACAAAGUGCGGACAAGGUUUCCCGGUGUACAGACAAUAACAUUUAGUGCGACUAAUAUCAAGAGCCUAUCACAAAUCAACGCCCUAUCAAAUAUUCGUCGCCUUGACAACCUGACAAUAGACUUGGAUGGGAACCCGGUCACCAAGUUUACCUUGUGGCGGGUGUAUGUUAUCUUCAGGCUGGCACAUUUCGCUCUCAAAAAAAUUAAUGAUAUCGAGGUGUCAGCCUCCGAUAUUGUGAACGCGGAAAAGCUCUAUGGCCCUGUGUCACACAUCACAACGUCGCAGCUCCCUCAGUCAAGGCUGCUGUCUCUACUGGGGGAAACCAGGAGGAAGCAGCUCCUGGCUAUGAGCGAGGAAAAGUCCAAGAAAUUCUUGGAAGGAAAACUUGACAAAUCACAAGGGGAGUUUGUGGGGAGGUCUGGACUCAACUACGCUGGUCCGGACACAUCAACCUCGAAAUCAACAGAACAACAAGCCAAGAAGACAUUUGCCAGAUCAUACAUUAACGAGAUAGUGAAAGAGACAGUGUUUGCUGAUAGAAAGAAGAAUGAACUACUCAAACUGUGGCCAUCCAUUUUCCAUGAAAUGAUAUAUUCUGCGGUGGCCGACAUGGCAGAUAUUCAGGGAUAUGCAAAACGAUGUUUAGAAGAGAUAGAGAAGGGUAGCUAGUGAUGGCACAUUAGUUGUUAGUAGAUUACUUGUUUUCCUUGUAAUGUUUAUCCAGUUUAGGCUGGUGAAUGGUGAUUUUUUUGUUCAGCUACUCUGUGAUUGGCUUACUCGUUGCUUACACUGUGGAGACGUCGACACAACCAUCAGAAUGUAACGACAACUGCGAUUGGUUGCUGACAUGUGCUUAAACAACAGCAGCGAUUGGUUGCCUACAUAUUUGUUUAUAACACUUCCUAUGAUUGGUCACUUUAUUUGUGACAAGUACAGUGUUUGUAAUCCUAGUGUGUUACAAGGAGUUUGAUUGGCUGUUUGUAAUUAUGACAAGGAUGCUGUUGGUUACUGAUCAUUUGACCAUUGUCAGAUUGUGAUUGGUUCAAGUCUUAAGUGAGAAGCCUUGCUCAAGUCCCUUCUGAGACUUUAUAUAUUCUAAGUGCUUUUCUGCUCAAGCUAUAUAUUUAUUUCCACAGACAGUUCAUAACCUUACAUGCCAGUUUGUAUUGAUUACAUGUGCUGAUUACAUUAACACAUUUGAGAUGAAUAAUUUAUAAUUAACAGAUUUAACAUGGAAUUUUUCAUUCAACCAAUAUUUCUGCUUUAGGCUCAGUUUUUUGAGCAGGGUAAAAGUAUUUCACAAGCCACUUCAUAUGUGAAAGUAUUCUGUAGUGUCAAUGAGUGAGGAAAACCAAUCUGACAUCAUAACAUUAGUUAUAUUUCAUAUUUCAGUAAAUUCAAGUCAAUUGGAAUCUCAUAACUUACAUACCUUAAAUUGUGCCACUUGUAUUGAAUAUUUCACUUGAUCAAUCAAUGUGAAUUGUAAUUUGUUAUUGUGAUAUUCUGUGACCUUAAUAUGCAAUUGUAACAAAUUGACAAUCAUCUGUUGCAAUGUUGUAUGUUUAGAGGGGACAUUACUAUCAUUGUUUGUCUCUGUUGUAGUAUAUAUCAUUGUACCUACUGUGAUGUAUUGUAUGAAAAAUAAUGCCAUAUAUAAGUACCAUAUUCUUUCUGAUGCUAUCUUACACAUUUGAUUUGUGUUUAGAAUUAAGGGUGUAUGGUACCUUACACAUUAUACCUGCAAUUUGUGUAAGAGUUAAGGGUGUAUGCUACCUAACAUUUUACACAUGGGAAUCAUAUAAUUGUGCUACUAUAAACAUUAACAUGAGUUAAAGAUACUCACACAAAUUUCUUAAAGUAGAAAUCUUUUGGGAAGGAGAUACUCUUCACAACAAGGUAACAUUCAUCCUUAAAUAGCCACUUUGUGGUUACAGAAACAUUACACCAAUUGGCAUUUUGGAGAUUGAGAACAAUUGUUAUGUGUAGAUGACUCAAAAAAACUUGCAUGUAAAAGCACACCCUUGAUUUUUUUUAAACAUUAGUUCCAGUCUCUUUUUAUUUGCCAUUUAAGAAUCUUGACUGUCAUAUAUCAAAGCUUGCCUCACUGAUUAAUAUUCUGAUACUCACCAAAAAUCUUGCAUCCUGGAUCUGCGUACAUUGUACUUUCAAAAUUAUAACAAUAUUAUUUGGGGGGAAACUCAAGUGUCUAGACUAUAACAUUUUACUAUCAAGGGUUAAAGAUAGCCAGCAUUUACAGCAGUUUACGGAAAUUUCAAUUUACGUGUCUUUUUGUACAAAUUACUUGUUACGACAGAGUCAACUUGAUUAGGGAAUGAAAACCUUUUGAAUUAAAAUCUGCUGGCACUGGAAUCAGUUUUCGAAAAAGAAAUUUUUAACAAAUUCAAAAAGCAGUUUCUGAUGUAUGCAAUUUUGACUUUAUCAGUAAUGUCAUAAUUAUAUGCAUAAAAUUAAAUAAUCAUCUCCAAAGCUAGCCUAUCCUAGACUCAAAAUUUGUUGAACAAUUUCAUUAUUACACAGGACACAUAGGCACAAUAAUUUAUGGCAGUAUAUUACUCGAUACAUGUCAUAAUGUAUACUUCAGUGUCCUGUUUUGUUGUAAGUGUAAAAGUUAACGACAUUGUGGUUUAAACCAUAGCUUGAUAAAUUUUAAAUAUGGGUAUGUAUAUAAAUUAUUAGUUGCCACAUUUUCUUGUAUAAAUGAGUUGGAAAUAUUUUUUGAAUGAAUACAUAUGCGUAAGAAUGGAUGAGGGUGUGUAAAUGUGAGCAAGCGAAUGGGUUAGUAUAUGAAGGAGCUUCGGUGUGGUAGAGGAGAUAAUUUAUGAGUCGUGUUGGAUUAAUCUCACUGAUAUCAAAUUAUCUUAAGUCACUUUAUGUUAAUUUAUUUAUCUGUUCAGUUUUGUUAUGAAGCACGCAAAAUGAAAAUAAAUUAGGUUUGAGCUUUCCUCCUCCAGUAACGUCUCGUAAUUAAUGCCUAUUAGAGGGCUGAAAACAGAUUGAAGGGUUCAUAUGCUAUAUGCAGUCUCAGACAGGCAUACAUCUGCACCUUAGGGUUUUCUUUUUAAGAUAUGGCCAAUUUUGUAUGCUGUAAAUAGGGAAAUUGCAAAUGCUUGUUUUAUCAUAACAUCAUGAGAAAAUACUAACUAAUUUUUGGACAAGUGAAUUCGUCUGCAAACAGUUUUAAACAAUUCAAAAAGUAUAGUCCUUAAAAUUUUAACCUUUGAGUUUUUGAGAAAUUAAAACUUAAAUUCAUUUUGUGGCAAUAGGUUUUUUAUGUAUAGAAAACAUUUAUGCAGAUUUGUUUUAACAGUCAAAACAUUUUUCUUAAGUUGGACUUACGUAGAGUGUACCAUGAAAAAUAGCCGAUUUGCUUUUGAAAAAUAUUUCCCCUUCAUUUUUAUAGCAAUUAUUACUAAAAAGAAAAAUAUGCCUUCAAUAACUUUUACGUAAGAUGUGAUACAGAUGAAAAACAAAGACGAAUCAGCAUUAGUGUUCUGAGGGUAAAAA